UUCCGGUGGCGCUUUGAUAUUUUUCAGAAGUGUUUAAAAUUGAGUUGCAUUGAAUGUAGUUUUUUAAACAAAACGGUUAAACGAUAUUGUUUAUAAAAAAUGAAACGACCGAUUGAAGCAGUUAUCGAUGAUGUAAUUAUAAACCCAUCCAAGGUUCAACCGAUCAUUGUGAAUUUUCAGAAUGGUGAGCUUAAGGAUGAAGAAGCCAGUAAAAUGUCAUGCGGUCUAUUUUAUGACCCAAAGAAACAGAAAACGUUAUUGGCUUUAUCAAAUGGGCAAAUUGUUUAUAGAGGUUAUAAACCCGACACGAGCCAAGACUUGAUGCGUACUAUGCUUGUACUUCACAACAAAAAAACCGGAAAAGUUAGAUUGGUUCAAGUUGAACGCUGGCAAGUAAAUGCAGUGUUAGAAAAGCCAGCAACGGAGGAAAAUAAAAGUGCAGAAAGUGAUAAGAUUGUUAUGUUGAACAGACAGUUCGGAUCAAAGAAAGCGAAACGGAAAAUAGAACAGUAUGAAAGAAUGAAAAUAAAUGUAGACACUGUUAAAGAACAACUUGAAGAAACUGUGUCAAAUGUUGAAGUUGAUAAAGCAGAUUUAUCUGUGGACUUAGCAGAAAAUGAUGACAUUAUAAACACAGCCUUACCACCCUGUAACAGAGAUGCAACUAAUGUAACAGAUGUGUACGAUGUGCAUGAUAUUAUACCAGAAGACAAAUUAGAAACUUUGUAUGCUAAAGCUAAAGAAAUUUUGAAUGAUAAUGACAAUGAUUUUGAUGGAAAGACGAAGUUCUUUGUUCAGAUACUGAGGCAGUUACAAUAUGAUCCAGAUAACGUUAAGAAAACUGCAUUAUUGCUCUAUGUGCAAGCAGUUAUGACCUGGCUAAAUUUGCCAAUAAGAGAUACUAAAAAACGUAAUAUUGUUGUUUGCCCAUCUUCCUCAGUUGUUAACACUCAUAUAAUAGAUACAUAUAGUAUUCAAAGUAAUAGUGGACGGCAGAGGCCAAACAGUGCAAAAGAUAAAGGAGUGAUACAUUGCAUGAUUUUGGCAUUGAUAAUUUGCAAUUUUGUAUUAGAUAUAGAAUUGUACUCAAAAAUAUUUAGCUAUCGUGUUGGACAAAAGAAGUUAAUGCACCUUGCCAGAAUUAUUGGUGCUUUACCUAACAAAGAGGACAAGAGACUUGUUACAUUGAAGGUUCCAUUACCUGCACCAGUGUCUACUGUAAAUAAGACGAAGAAGAAGAAAUAAUUGUCAGAGCAGUACAAUUUUUAAUAUGCCGUUAUUUUAUAACUAAUAAUAUAUACUUAAGCAAUUCAGUACUUUCUAAGAUUGAAGAUUAUGAAUUUAUAACAUGAAAUAAGAUAUAUUUCUAAAUAAAUACUAUUUUUAUAA
Molecule: messenger RNA, 1389 nt
Organism: Megachile rotundata (alfalfa leafcutting bee)
Lineage: Eukaryota; Metazoa; Arthropoda; Insecta; Hymenoptera; Megachilidae
Product: DNA-directed RNA polymerase I subunit RPA49
Biological process (GO): DNA-templated transcription
Molecular function (GO): DNA binding
Source: RefSeq, a predicted model, not a curated record